ACACCCUGCCUGCUGCGCCGCACGACGCCCUGCUUAUCCAAUUCAUAACAUGCGACCGCUCAUCGGGACUGACGCUUUUCGCGAUCUGUCGCGAUGCUGAGAGAACGGUUCUGACCAAGCUUUCGUGUCAACCUUCACCACUUGCUGACCGGUACUGACGUUCUGUGAGGGUGCAUAGAUUUAGAAUGACUAUCGAGGAAAAGAAUCCAUACACAGUAUUCGGAUACGGCUCACUCAUCUUCAAGCCGCCACCGCAUACCAUUCGACAAGUGCCUGGUUUCUUGAAGGGCUACGUUCGCAGGUUUGCUCAGAAAUCGCAUGAUCACCGUGGAACACCUGAGAACCCAGGCCGAGUGGUUACCUUGAUACACACAGAAGACUGGGAAGCUUUCUCCAGCUCGGACCCGUUUCCCGAUGAAGAUGUUGUAUGGGGCGUUGCGUACACGAUCGACCCGCAAUAUGAGUCCGAAGUCCGCGACUACCUAGAUUACAGAGAGAAAGAUGGUUACACGAUCGAGGAGAUCGACGUCUGGAGCUUCGAGGACGGCCGUGAGGUCGUCGUCGCGCCAAAGUGCUACACCUACGUCGGGCUGCCAAGUAACCCUUCGUUCAUCGGGUCUCAGCCAAUAGAGUCCCUCGCUGAACGCAUAUGGCAGUCUGUCGGGCCGUCUGGCCGGAACAAGGAUUACUUGUACGAGCUGUCCGCGGCGGUCAGAAAGCUCGCGCCUGAAUCUCACGACUCGCACUUGUACGCGCUCGAGACAAGGUGCCGCAAGCUGGAUGCAGAGCGUGGGCAUGCUCCAGCGAAGUGAUAUGCGGACUAAGUAGAUGUCUCACACAUCCAACAUAGACACCCGCAAGCCGAAUAUGAAUACCAUGGAAUAAAUGC
Messenger RNA from Phanerochaete carnosa HHB-10118-sp, 889 nucleotides. RefSeq lists its product as uncharacterized. Lineage: Eukaryota; Fungi; Basidiomycota; Agaricomycetes; Polyporales; Phanerochaetaceae. Gene Ontology annotation, biological process: glutathione catabolic process. Gene Ontology annotation, cellular component: cytoplasm. Bases 186 to 812 code for a protein of 208 amino acids. The record is from RefSeq and is a predicted model, not a curated record. Gene Ontology annotation, molecular function: gamma-glutamylcyclotransferase activity; glutathione specific gamma-glutamylcyclotransferase activity. The transcript has 12 exons.